Messenger RNA from Cryptosporidium ubiquitum, 2277 nucleotides. RefSeq lists its product as uncharacterized. The coding region runs from base 1 to 2277 and encodes 758 amino acids. NCBI's taxonomy places the organism in Eukaryota, Apicomplexa, Conoidasida, Eucoccidiorida, Cryptosporidiidae. The record is from RefSeq and is a predicted model, not a curated record. The transcript has a single exon.
AUGGAAAAAAAUGAAUUAUUUAUUCUAGAUGACCCAUUUAACCUUGAGUUAAAUCUCAAGAGAUCAAAUAUGGAAAUGGAAUCAGAAAACUAUUCAAAUAAUGAGAAUGGUGGGAAAAAAACUUGUAUAGAUAACGAAAAACCGAAGAAAGGAUUUGGGUGGGAAAUUCGUGUAUAUAAUGAGGAAAAAAAGAAAAAUCAAACUUUUCAUAUUUCCGAAGAAGUGGGUAAGAAAUUUAACUACUUUAAAAUAUUGGGUGAGAGAAGUUCUUUGGAAGAUGACUUAGAGUUUAAAAUGAAUUUUGAAACUGCAAAGAUUAUCUUUCAGGAUAGUGGUCAUAAUUGCAAUGGGAUAUUUAGAAAGCUUACACAAGAUAAUUUAGAAACAGUGCUAAUUACCCUAGAUUACAUGGGAUUUCUUCCAAUGGUUGGCUUAGAUAAUAAAGAACAAGACAGUGAUGAAGUUGAUGUUGAUUUAUUUUGGUCAAUGUUAGCGAGGAAAUUGAGUUGUUUUGAUUGGUUUGGAAGUGAAACCUCAAUUGCCAGUAUGAAAAUGAGGCAAAAAGUGCUGAACCUAUCAUUAAAGCUACAGAAUGGGUUUAAACUCCUUCUUGAAUUAGUGCAGUAUCACCAAAUGAGAGAUGUAGUGAUUUCAAUUGAAGGAGGAAGAGUUAUUAGAGAGAUGUUCAAACAAAAGAGUGAAAUUUAUAGCAUACGGAUAAUCAAUACAAUCUGUGAGUCUCUUGGAGCCCAGUGGUCACCUGAAAUUUCCAAAGUUGAGGAUUUCCUUAAAGGAGUCACAGAAGAAAAUAAUAUAUUCGAUGCUAUUUCACAAGUUUGGCAGCCAACCCUUUGGUACAUUAGUGAACGUAAAACUAUUAACCAAUUUGCACAGAGUUCUCCACACGUGAUUACGGGAGAAAUAAGUGGUUUUCCUAUUGAACUUGAACUUUAUGCAGACCAGGAUAGUGAGGGCUCUACAACCACUGUAAAUUUUGCAAUGGAAACUCUUCCUCCAAGUCCCGAUGCCUCCAUAACUAGUGUGACAUCAUUGGGUAUCUUUGCAUAUCCAAAAACUCGUUGUACAGGCUUUUUCAAUUGUUUUGCAGCUAGAGCCAAAUUUUACUUUGAAAAAACUUUUCUUGGGGAAGCUACUUUUGACUUAUCUUCGGACGGUAUCAAGGCAUUUUGCCCAGUAAUAUCAGGUGGCCCUAAUAAAACUGGGUUGCUAGUAACAUGCAGGAUAGAUGAGUUUGUGGAGCAAAACAAGGAGGACUUACAAAAAGCUUUAAUGGAAAAUCAACCAAGUUUUAGAAGCACUGAAAGCUUGAGAGUUUUGCAACCUUCAGUUUAUAAUGGCACAUCACUUGACCAAAUUACCAUCAGUAAUUUGGAUGUGGAUAUAAAAAUCCGGUUCUUUCCUUUGAGAACUCUAACCCUAUACUUGCUUUACAAAAGAAGUCUAGAAGUAGACACAAAGUUUAUAACUAGAUUUUCCUUUUCGCUUCAACAAGAUGUAGCUGAAUGGCUCGGGACUUAUUUCACCUGUGUUUGGAUACAAAUUUCGAAGCAAAAAGACUCUCUCUUUACAAAUAAAUAUAAAUCCGUUCUCUCCUUAUCAUCCAAAUCUUUGAAAGGUCGGAAAGGUUCGGAUUCUGGUUCAAGCAUAAAGUUUUCAGAAAACAAUACUCCGAACCCUUCAACCAGAUAUUCAUCAUCUACAUCCUCUUCUGGAUCGCUUGAUUUCCUUUCAUUUAUUGAAAGUGAAAGACCUUCAAAUGGUGAAAGUUCUCAAAGUAAUUUAUUGAGAGCAGGAUCUAGGAAUUCAAAUGUUCAGACUGUUGACCUCAUAAGUGAGCUUAACCAAGAAUCUGAGUUGAAGAACACCCCAUUUUCUUCAUGUUUUUCGGAUACCCUUUCUAAUUCAUAUUCCAAGAUUGGAAUAAAUAAUUGCUAUAUUGACCCAGUUUCUCCAGGAAUUUCUCCUUUUCCUCUUAUCAAUGCUUGGUUCAAGGGGGUUGGAAAGCCAAGCGAUAGCUGGUGCAUUCACAAUAUACUUUCGGAAAUACUCUCAGAUGAUUUGAUCACUAGGCAUUUUACAGACGUACUAACACUAAUACAAACUUGUGAAUCUUGGGUUGAUGCAGAAUCUCUAGCAAAUAUCAGACAACAGUUUAUUCAUUUUAUGAAUAACAACAAACUAGAUUCUAUUGGUGCGUUGUUGUUUGAUUGGAUUCGUCACAUCCCAAAAUCCCAAAUUCUCGAGCUAAAAGAGUAA